This is a messenger RNA of Nerophis ophidion (straightnose pipefish), 2328 nucleotides long. Its product is annotated as gastrula zinc finger protein XlCGF17.1-like. The transcript has a single exon. The record is from RefSeq and is a predicted model, not a curated record. The coding region runs from base 44 to 1126 and encodes 360 amino acids. Gene Ontology annotation, molecular function: RNA polymerase II cis-regulatory region sequence-specific DNA binding; DNA-binding transcription factor activity. Gene Ontology annotation, biological process: regulation of transcription by RNA polymerase II. Lineage: Eukaryota; Metazoa; Chordata; Actinopteri; Syngnathiformes; Syngnathidae.
UGAAGAACAACUUCUGCCUGCAAAACAGGAUUGUAGCUUCAGUAUGGUGAAGGAGGAUCCUUCAAAGAGGAGGACCAGGUGCCACGGACCCUCUGGCGUCACCUUUUCCUCUUUGACACAGACUCUUCCCUGUAAAAAGGAAGAGGAAGACUCACUGACCCCCCACAUUAAAGAGGAAGCGAUGGAACACAGCAUCAGUCAGGAAGGAGAUCAUCUUGAAGGACUGGUGGAGUUCCCAGUGACUGGUGUCCCUGCGGAGAUUGAAGAUGAUGAGGUCAAAGCUGAAAGUGAGGAGAGGGAAGGGGGGGAGCCUCCAAGCAGCAGCUCAACACAACACAUGACAACAGAAGCUGAUGGAGACCACUGUGGAGGAUCACAAGCAGACAAGCUCUUAGCUCCACUAUCAGAUAGUGAGGACACAACGUCACACUCUCCUGACACUGAUGAUGAAGACUCUAAAGAGUUAUGUCACACUGACAACACUCACUUCAAAUGUUCUCACUGUGACCAAAGCUUUAAAAACCAUAGUCAUCUGAAAAGACACAUGAGAACACACACUGGAGAUAAACCUUUUUCUUGUUCAAUCUGUGGCUUAUCUUUUACAAGGAAGGACAAUAUGAAAGAUCACACAAGAACACAUAAAGGAGAAAAAACGUUUUUGUGUUCUUUGUGUGAUUCGAGAUAUGCACGAAGUCGAGAUUUGAAAAAACACCUGAAAAGACACACUGGAGAAAACCUUUUUAAUUGUUCUGUGUGUAAUUCAAGUUUUGUCGAAGAUGAACAUUUGAAAAGACACAUGAGAACACACACAGGAGAAAAACCUUUCACCUGUUCACUUUGUAGUAAAGGUUUUGCACAAAGUCACAAUUUAAAAGUACACAUGAGAACACACACUGGUGAAAAACCUUUUUCCUGUUCAACCUGUGGUAAAGGUUUUACACACAGUCAGAGUUUGAAAGAACACAUGACAAUACACAGUGGAGAAAAGCCCUUUUCCUGUUCAAUUUGUGGUGAAGAUUUUGUACGUCGACAGUCUGUAAAAGUACACAUGAGAACGCAGACUGGUGAAAAACCUUUUUGUUGUUCAAUCCGUGGUAAAACUUUCACAGAAUGUCGUUUGGAUUGACACACAAGAUCGCACACUGGUGAAAAAGAUUUUACCUGUUCAAUCUGUGUUAAAGGUUUUACAAAAAGUCAGUAUUUGAAAGUACACAAAAAAACACACACUGGUGAAAAACUUUUUUUCUGUUCAAUCUGUGGUAAAGGUUUUACAGAAAGUCAGAAUGUGAAAAGACACAUGAGAACACACACUGGUGAAAAACUUUUUUCCUGUUCAAUCUGCAACAAAAGCUUUUGUGAUCGAUCAAACCUUGCAGCACACAUGAGAACACACUCAGGAGAGAAAGUGUUGAGUUGCAGUGUGUGUGGUGAAAUAUUCUCUUAUAAGUACCAGUGUAAGAAACACAAGUGUGCUGGUGAGAACAGCAGCAGCAAAUGAAACUGCAGGAUUUGAAAUAAACGGUCAAAAUUUUAACUUUGACUUUCUAACAACAUCAGCACAUAUAACAUGUGUGACAUUGUUGUUUGUGUAACAAUCUUUUUAAUAUGCUCCUACAUUUAUGGAUUAGAUAUUUUAUAUUAGUGCUUUUUUCAGUCGUGUACAUGCAUUAAUAUGCAACAAUAUGUAUUGUUAUUAAAAAUUGAAAAGAAGAAAGAGUAAACACUACAAUACAUAGUUUACAUACAGUAAACAUUUUAUGUGUAUAUACAUCCAUCAGAAAAUGUUUAGACUUAUUUGUAUUUGAGUUUUUAUAGGUAUUUGAAAUAUUGAAGUGUGACAUGGAUUAGCACCCUUAUAUGAUAUACAUAUUUACUGGUUCACAUCUGAAACAUCUUCUGGACCACUUCAGGAAGCAUAUUAUUAUUUACUUUAUACAUCAUUUGAACAGUUGUCUUUUAUACAAUUUAAAACAUGUUUGACUUUAUGAACUAUUUGUUGGGUCUCUAUAAUCCAUUGUAUUAAUGAUCUUUAUUGUUCUCUUUUGUAAUAUGAUGAUUGUGUUGUGAUUGUUUUAUAUGUAUGUCUCCAGACCUUUAUGCAACAUAAAAGUGAGAGAAAACAACUGAAAUUGUUUGUGAUAGAAUGGUUUUGUUUUUACAAACUUGCAUUUGUGGGUAAAACAAAAACCCCCAUUAUUGUGUUUUAAACAUUUCUUAUUGUUGUUUUUCUUUUUAACAUCCCCAAAACAAUAUCAAUAUCAAUCAAAGUUUGGAGUGUCAGGCAAAAGCCAAUGUUGUACAUCAUCCCACACAUAUUUUCUUUGCAUA